GCAAAAUAGCCCCUUUCCAGAUCUGGUUGACCAGAGUCGCAGUUACAGUGGUCUAGCCGCAAUUGCAAAGCUUUGAAUUGAGUGAGAGAUCGGUGUGCUGUGCCCCAGCCGUGAUUCGAAUGGGGACUUAGUUGGGUCCAGUGGAUCUCAAUGCCCUCGAGCCUGCAAAGGUUUCUGGCGGAGUUGGAGUCAGCAGCAGAAGAUCGGACGAGGGCACAAAGAGAUGGAUUGCGUGUUGGUGGAAAAAAGGGUAAAUCACGUCGGGAGAAUAGAAACAAGAGGGGGACGAUGAUGAUUUCAAAUUGGGCGAGCCAGAGAAGUGGACUUCCAAGGUCGUGUUGUGCUGGUCAGAUGAAAUUGAGUCAAGUAGUGUUGGGUCACAAAAAUAAAGGUUCAUUUUUAGGCACAAUACUUAAGCCGCACAUAACUGCCCUCGGAGCUGCUGCACUAUGGUGUUGUGCUCGGAUCCUCCAAUGGCAACCAGGGUCAAACCUCUCCGCCUUGCUGCGGUCAAUUCUAUCUUUCUCUCUCUCUCUGUCACCGUCACCGUCACCGUCACCGCCACCGUCACAUGGCUCCUUAUUCUCUCAGCUUCGCGAUAGAUGAUCAUUGGAUCUUGCUUGAAUUAGAAUUGCCCAAUGGACCUUGGGACGCACAAGCCUUGGAGUCUGCGGCUGUCGCAUUGCGUCUUAUCUACCCCGUUGCCACGCGAUCGAAUCGUAAUCUUUCACGGCGCAUG
Molecule: messenger RNA, 739 nt
Organism: Pseudomassariella vexata
Lineage: Eukaryota; Fungi; Ascomycota; Sordariomycetes; Amphisphaeriales; Pseudomassariaceae
Exons: 1
Coding region: 151-606 (151 amino acids)
Source: RefSeq, a predicted model, not a curated record